Messenger RNA from Postia placenta MAD-698-R-SB12, 852 nucleotides. RefSeq lists its product as hypothetical. NCBI's taxonomy places the organism in Eukaryota, Fungi, Basidiomycota, Agaricomycetes, Polyporales, Adustoporiaceae. The transcript is spliced from 5 exons. Gene Ontology annotation, biological process: U5 snRNA 3'-end processing; U1 snRNA 3'-end processing; nuclear polyadenylation-dependent mRNA catabolic process. The record is from RefSeq and is a predicted model, not a curated record. Bases 1 to 852 code for a protein of 283 amino acids. Gene Ontology annotation, cellular component: nuclear exosome (RNase complex); cytoplasmic exosome (RNase complex).
AUGCCGCGUGCACCCUCACCUUCGAUACCAGAGAAGGAGUUCCUAUAUAGCUCUCUCAAGCAGUCGCUGCGCCUCGACGGCCGAAAUACGCUCGAGAUGCGGACACCGACGCUCACGUUCGGACCUGAGCUCGGCUGGGUGGAGUGCUCGCUUGGGAAGACACGAGUCAUCGCGCAAGUCGACGCAAAAAUGGUGAAGCCCCCGCCGGAGCGCCCCCUCGAAGGGAUCAUUUCCAUCCACUCUGAGAUCUCGCCCAUGGCGUCGAGCGACUACGAACCCGGACGGCCGUCCGAUGAAGAAGUGACCAUCACGCGCAUGCUGGACAAGGUCCUGCGACGGAGCGAUGUCGUGGACAAGGAGUCGCUCUGUGUGCUUGCCGGGCAGCGCGUAUGGCAUCUCCGCCUGACGAUACACUGUCUGGCCGACGCAGGGAACAUGCUGGACUGUUCGUGUCUCGCCGGCAUUAUUGCGCUCAAGCAUUUCCGCAGACCCGAGGUCGAGGUUGUGGGCGACGAAGUCACCAUACACCACCCGUCGGAGCGCGCACCCGUGCCUCUGUCCAUGCACCACAUGCCGUACUGCCUGACGUUCGCGUACUUCCCCGACACCACGAUCGCGCCCGUACUCGACCCGUCGCGCCUCGAGCAGCGCCUCAGCGCCGGCUUGCUCUCGAUUGCGCUGAAUGCGCAGCGCGAGCUGUGUGUCGUGCAAAAGGCUGGCGGCGUACCGCUCGAUCCAGACGAGGUGCUGCGGAUAGUGGACAUCGCGGUGGGCAAGGUGAAGGAGCUAGAUGGAAUUGUGGAGGCGCGACUGAAGGAGGACUGGGCGGGGCGCGUCGUCGAGGUUCUGUAA